Messenger RNA from Diaporthe amygdali, 2172 nucleotides. Its product is annotated as ctin-like atpase domain-containing protein. Bases 1 to 2172 code for a protein of 723 amino acids. The transcript is spliced from 8 exons. The record is from RefSeq and is a predicted model, not a curated record. NCBI's taxonomy places the organism in Eukaryota, Fungi, Ascomycota, Sordariomycetes, Diaporthales, Diaporthaceae.
AUGUAUAUGCUCCAGGGGCUUCAAUUUGAUGAUGGUCGGUGGCAAGGCGAGACGAUGGAUUUCGUAAAAGUCUUUGGCCACCUAUGGCGAGAUGAUAUGAUAGGUUGCCACCCUUCCGUACCAAAGGCGAUCGUGACUUUGAGCGGCUCUGUGUUUGGGCGAACGCUGCGAAAGUGGCACGUUUGCGUAGGGGCGCGAAGUUUCGUUGUCGCACUUGGUGCGGCCCGCCAGCAUCACCGCAGCAACACUCCACUACCUGAGCACGUGCUGCAAAAGCUCUACGAACAACUAAGACCUUACCGCUUCCUCAUGGUUUUCAUGAAGCCAACGGUCCAGAUGAAGAUGGAGUGUCCUGAUGACGCCCGGCUUCCGUCGGACGUCGUUUCAGUAGGCUUGGACUUUGGCACAACAAACACUGGCGUUGCCUACCAGCAUGCUAUGUGCGACCAGCCUCUCAAGGAUAUCGAACUUCGCAUCCGCAACGUCCGAGGUUGGCCAGAUCGCCACGGCCCAAACCAUGACGAGAGCAAGGUGCCAACGAUACUUCGAUACGACAAACAAGGCAAGGUUGUUUCGUGGGGCUAUGAGGCAAUCGGUGGGGACGGAAUUGCUAUCGAAUGGUUCAAGCUCGCCAUUAUCCCCGCCAAGGAUCUUCCCCCGAAUCUUCGAAACGCCGUGAAGCUCAAGGAAACAAGGAAGACUUUGACCGAUAUGAACGUCAAUGUGACUAAGGUCAUUGAGGACUACAUUACGAUUAUCUGGAAAUAUGCGCGGGGCGAGAUGGAGAAAUUUCUCAGGCGCCGAAUUCUUCAAUCUAUCCCGAUCCACGUCGUGAUCGCAAUCCCAGCUAUGUGGGGAAAUCAAGCCAUCGAUACGAUGAAGAAUGCUCUAGCAUCAAACAUCCUGGCAUCGUCUAUAGAGCAGCAAGUUACAUACAACUUCAUCUCGGAGCCCGAGGCAGCUUUACAGGCAUAUGCGAAGGAAUUGCAGGCCAAGCUCGAUGUGGGCGAGCUUGUCACGGUCGCAGAUCUGGGUGGAGGAACGGUCGACAUGAUCUCCUACAAAAAGGUAGGCGAAGGUGCAAAAGGCUUUCACCUGCAAUUGGAAGAGGCCGUUGCGGGAGAAGGCGCUCUUUGUGGCGGCAUGUUUGCGGAUGAGGCAUUCGAGAAGCUUCUUUCAGACCGUCUUUGGACAGAACACAAAUUGAACAUCAAGAGGGAUGAUCCAGAGGCCUGGAGAAGGAUCAUUUCCGAGCAGUGGCACAACAUCAUCAAGCCCACCUUUACCUGGAAGGCGACCGGUCAGAUCUGGCCUGUAAUCUUUUCGAACUUUCCCACCAAGAAGGUGGAUUUGACUGAGGACGAUGUCCGAGAUGUUUUUGAGAGCUCGGUUAUGCCGGGAAUCUUUAAUCUCAUAAAUCAGCAGAUCAAACAACUCAAGAAGGAACAUAACGGUAGAGGCCCGGGCAUAAUCAUCCCCGUCGGCGGUUUUGGACGAUGCCUGUACAUCCAUCAAAGACUACGCGAGGAGUUUGGUGGCGCCCAACCUCCCUCCAAGAAAGGCGAGCGCAACCCCAAGAAGAAAAAGAAGACGAAUGAUUCGGAGAUCGAAAUACUCACCGAGAAGGGCGACUUCCCGUCGACAGCCAUCUCUCGAGGCGCUUGCUUGGCUGGCAUAUACGCACAGCUUGGGGAAACCAUCGUGAUGAGUCGAAAAGCAAGGACCAGUGUGGGCUUUCCAUACAGUGUCCCCUGCCUGCCAUGGCAUCAGGGAGCGAUACAAAACAAGGACUUUGGUGGCUACGGCGAUACUUUAACCGAGUCUGGAAAAGACUCAACGCAAGCCAUGUACCUGCCCUGUGAUUUCCAGGGCAGAGGCACCCGGACCGAGACCUCGACCUUCUACGCAUACGACGGCGAGCAUCCCCCGGAGCGACUUGACUUCAGGGAUGAGAAAUUCCAAGACUACGGCGUCAUGUCCAUCACGGCCUCCAAGUCGAUCGAGGAGCUCCCUAUAUUCGACUCGGGCGCUGAGAGAAGACGAAAUUUCGACUACAACUUGCGGGUCAAGCUUAUUGGUGGCUCGAUAGACAUCACUGCUACCUCAGCCCAUCCUGAUGAUGAAGGGAAGGAGGUUGGAAAAGUGGUUUUGUCGGGUCUUGAGGAGACUUGA